Molecule: messenger RNA, 2302 nt
Organism: Ananas comosus (pineapple)
Lineage: Eukaryota; Viridiplantae; Streptophyta; Magnoliopsida; Poales; Bromeliaceae
Product: two-component response regulator ARR14-like
Exons: 5
Coding region: 186-1820 (544 amino acids)
Biological process (GO): cytokinin-activated signaling pathway; phosphorelay signal transduction system
Molecular function (GO): DNA binding
Source: RefSeq, a predicted model, not a curated record
CUUCCCCUCCUCUCCCAUUAUUUUAUCCACCCCGAGUAUUAAAAAUCGAACUCCCGUAACACUCGAAACCCUCUCCAUCCUCCCCUCUUCUUCCCCCUGCUCGCUCCCCUUUGCCGUAUCCCCAUGGCGACGACGAGGUAGAUCUCGUCGAAUUGUGCGCCCAUUAGGGUUUCGGGAGGACGAGAAUGGCGAGCGCGUGCGCGGCGAGCGGGUACGGCCCGCGCCGCAGGGAGGACGACGAGUUCCCGGCGGGGCUCAGGGUGCUCGUGGUGGACGACGACGAGACCUGCUUGAGGAUCCUGGAGAGCAUGCUCCGGAGGUGCCGCUACCAUGUAACUACUUGCUGUCAAGCUACAAUAGCUUUGUCCCUUCUUAGGGAGAGGAAGGAUGGCUAUGACGUAGUGAUAAGUGAUGUUCAUAUGCCUGAUAUGGAUGGAUACAAGCUACUUGAACAUGUUGGCCUCGAAAUGGAUCUUCCUGUCAUUAUGAUGUCUGCUGAUGGGAGAACAGAUGCUGUAAUGAGAGGAAUAAAGCAUGGGGCAUGCGAUUAUUUAAUUAAGCCCAUAAGAAUCGAAGCACUAAAAAACAUAUGGCAGCAUGUAAUUAGAAAAAAAUGGAAUGCCAAUAAAGAUGGCGGGCAUUCAAGCAGCCUUGAGCAUCCUGACCGGAGAUUCAUGGCUGAUGAGUCUGAAUAUACUUCUUCAGUUACUAUGAAUGGUGGAUCCGAUGGUGGUUGGAAUUCUCACAGAAAGAAAAGAGAAACUAAAGAUGAUGAAGAUGAUGGUGAGCUGGAUAAUGAUGAUCCUUCUGCUUCAAAGAAGCCACGUGUGGUGUGGUCGGUAGAGCUCCAUCAGCAGUUUGUUAGUGCUGUCAACCAACUUGGGAUUGAUAAGGCUGUCCCUAAGAGAAUUCUUGAGUUGAUGAAUGUUCCUGGAUUAACGAGGGAAAAUGUUGCAAGCCAUUUGCAGAAAUUCAGGCUAUACUUGAGAAGGUUGAGCGGGGUAACUGAGCACGAAAAUGGGCUUCCUAAUUCCUUCUGCGGGCUUGGACAACCAAAUGCAAAGUUCAGCCCUGCGGGAAGGCUUGACUUUCAAGCUUUGGCUGCUGCAGGUCGAAUUCCGCCACAAACCCUAGCCGCUUUGCAUUUCGAGCUUUUUUCGCAACCUUUAGGAACCAUAGCGGUGGCAAAACAAGGCCAUCCUGUUCUGCUACAGGCCUCAACUCAGGGACCUAAAGAUUUCCCUUUCGAUCAAGGAAUAACAUUUGGUCGGCCGGUAUCUCAAUUGAACUUACAGAAGCACUUCCAGCAAAACAGCUUUUCAUUCCAGCAUGCUUCUACUCCUUUCUCAAGUUAUAGUAGCAAUAGAAGCGUCCCAGGAAAUAACCUAGCUUCUUCUCAGUCAGAUAAUGUGAUGGCCAGUCCAGUACUAAUUCCAAAUCAGGAACUGAAAAAUGUUGAUAUGGCGAGUGUUUGCUCGGUCACUAAAAAUAGCUGUGAUUCGAGUGUACAAAAUUCAACCGUACAUGUUCCGAAUUUAUCUACUCCAGGCGCUGAGCUAACUUCUGCAGUUCUUGAUGGUGGCCGAGCACGGAAGAACUUCGGCUUCAUCGGUAAAGGUACUUGCAUCUCUCGACGUUUUGGUUUAGAUGAGAUUGAAUCUCCAACUAGCAGCCAAUGUAAUUGGGAGACUUGCGUGAAUGAUGAUAAAGAUAGAGUGAAGAAAGAACCUCAAUGGGACUUUGCGGAAGGAUCUGAGGUCGAGAGCAGCAAUAUAUCGCGCUUUUCUCCAAGCGAUAUUAUGGGUGUCUUAUCCAAGUAACUACUGCAUCUUAGCUCAAUGUGUUGUAAAUUAAUCAGUGAAUGCAGUCUCCUCUUAUGACGGAUAUCAGAAGAAAUCUAGCGCCUUUUUCAGCUUCUUUUGAUUCUUAUCUGUUAGUUGUUAAAGAGAUGGGUAUACGCAAUAGUUUUGCCACUGUACAAAAGAACUUCCUCGGUCAUUGGAAAAUGAAGCACCGAAUGGUUUUCAUGGUGAUCCAACUAGUUAACUUCAAAAUUAAGAGGGAGUCAUGCUAUUUUUGAGCAUGAAACGAUUCAAGCUUAGGUGCUUGAUCAUGGUUUGUUUGUUGUAUGUACAUAUUCGAUGAUAUGACACUUCUAGCAAAAUGCGUUAUUCCAUCACGAACACUCGCUGUUCUGUAUAUUACAUUCUAAACCCCUUGAUUACUGAUUCCAUGUUUUUGAAGAUUAGUGACAGGGGUGGUCGCAACAUUGUUAUUUACAUGCAAUUCCCUUUUCUAAUCA